UUUACAGAGGGUUGGAUUUGUUAGAUUUGUUGGUUCCUGCGUAGACUGAAAGAGUUUGUUUUUCAGAUAUCUAAUAUUUUCUUGGUAAACUCACACAUCUGUAGUCACAGAGUGAAAGUGUGUUGUUUAUUUUGCCAUUUGUCAGUUGUUUACAUUGGUAUGCUGCUGGUAAUUACGAUGCAUCAGCUGUCUUCAAGAAUAUUUUAUAUACACGACGAGAUGACUGCAAUCAUGGGUGUUUGACGUGGAGCGAUGACGCGAUGACCUGGUUUAUAACCUGCAGCUUCACAUUCCUCCACAUAUGCCUGAUGUCAUCUAAAGCAAUCCUCUUUCCUCCAAUGAACCUCACUGUGAACCUGUUGGAUUUUAUGGUUACCGCUGAAUGGAUACCGGGGCCAGGGAACCCUCCUGGCACCAGAUAUACCGUGGAGUUUAUACCUCUACAAAGCAUAUCUGGAGGAAAGUGGAACCUCCAAACCUGUUCAGACAUAGCCACGCUGAAAUGUGACCUGACCUUUGACCAUCAAUCCGAAGAGCUUUUUUGGAAUUACUUUGUAAGGGUCAAAACCACGUUUAAAGGGACGAGCUCCAACUGGACGACUAUAUCAAAGUCUUUUCAGCCGUAUGGAGACACUCGCCUGAGCUCCCCGGAUGUAAAAAUUUCAACUGAGCGACACAAGAUUUCCAUAAGUUUCAGCCACAGGCUGGAAUUACAAGGGACCAAACCCCUGGAAUUCCUCGUAUGUCUUUUUGAGAGCGAUUCUGUGGGGUCGAAUUCUGAGUUCGUAGCACUGGCAUCAACCUCAAAAUCUCCUCACAUUUUUCUUGAUGUGCCACCCGGCAAGAACUACUGUGUUAAUGUUUCUGCUAGUCAUCAACAAGCCUUGCGUAAAAACAACUUCAACGCGACCGAAUGUUUCUUUCUGUCAGAUUCUCCUAUAAGACAUUCCGGUGUAAUUGUGUUUAUUGUGGCCAUGGUGGCUAUUGCAGUCGGGGUUACUUUGGCGUCCAUGUAUUUUUACCAAAAGAGGUUUAAAAUUGAGGAUAUUAGCAUUCCAGGGGUUCUGUUUGUUUUUGCAGGAACUAAAAUGGUCCUCAAUUUUCAUCCUGAGAAUAUUAAUGCGAUAUCAUCGAUGUGGUCGAAUGCAGUUACGAACACAGAGUAUGCUCCUGCAUCUGAGGAGAAUGAUUCUCUACUCUACUAUCCCAGAGAGUGUACAAAUAUUAUCAUCAACCCAUCAUCCGUUGUCAAGCAAGAACCUGCCGUCCAUCUACCAGACCCUGUUGAGGAGGCAGAAUCCCUGAAUCAAAAUUUCUCUGAUUACAGUUUAGCUACUGAUAUGGAAGAAAAUGUAAUAUCUGAAGAUGAUGACACAGUCGCAUUCAUUUCUACCUCAAACCUUUCAUUGUUUACCGAGUCUGAAACACCACAAUUAAAUAGUGUGAGCAUAAAGCUGGAUAGAGAUGCAGAGGAAAUAGAGAGUUGGUGUGACGAGGAGGAUGAUGUCUCAUUCUGCGACGAUUCUUUCUCAAAUGGCGACUACGAGCCAAGGGUUGAUCCAAGAGUUUUUUAAAGUGGAUGU
Molecule: messenger RNA, 1583 nt
Organism: Triplophysa rosa
Lineage: Eukaryota; Metazoa; Chordata; Actinopteri; Cypriniformes; Nemacheilidae
Gene: crfb12
Product: cytokine receptor family member B12
Exons: 8
Coding region: 261-1574 (437 amino acids)
Molecular function (GO): protein binding
Source: RefSeq, a predicted model, not a curated record